Molecule: messenger RNA, 1945 nt
Organism: Cannabis sativa
Lineage: Eukaryota; Viridiplantae; Streptophyta; Magnoliopsida; Rosales; Cannabaceae
Exons: 1
Coding region: 1-1134 (377 amino acids)
Biological process (GO): translation
Cellular component (GO): ribosome
Molecular function (GO): 5S rRNA binding; structural constituent of ribosome
Source: RefSeq, a predicted model, not a curated record
AUGUUCUUAAGGAGAGGAAUCAGCUCUGUGUUGAAGGGGAAACCUAAUUUGUUGUCAACCACUUGGAGUUCUUUCCCCAAAGCCUCAUCCUCGUCUGUUUUGGAUAAGGAAAGUGAAUUAGCUCAUACUAAUUGUUCUAGUAAUCUCCAUCUUUCUCCCUUGUUCCCUGAUUGCAACCCUUAUUUUGGUGGUUAUGACAUUGAGCUCGUGGAUGAUUCCUCUUGGCAACUUUCAUCGGGUUUGGCCCAAGCUUGGCGAACAAAGGAAGAACCUGCAGUCACAACAAGUUCAUCACCGAAAGGGAUUGGUGACUUGGGUGUUAGCAAUUCACCAUUUAAUGAAGCUGACCCUGAUAUGGAUGAUAUUGAUAAUUUGAGAAUCCGUGGUAGCCUUUUUUACAAGAUCGAUCGUGAUUCGAAAGAAUUUGAAGAGUACAGUUUUGACUUCCAUCGUAGGAAGAAAUCGUCCAAGAAAAAAGAUGAUCCUAAGGAGAGCAAAAGGAACAAGAAUGAUUCAAAAGGACUAAGGGACAACCCAUCUUCUUCCAAGAAAAAUUGUGAUUUAGAAGACAAUAAGAGGAAGCAAUAUGGUUCAGAAGAAACAGUAAGGGACACCCAAUCUCCAAAUCUGGCCUCCAAUUCUGAAGAUUUUUCCAGUGUCAUGAGAAACCGGUAUGGUAAUGGUUUUACUGCAUUGGAUCAAACGGACACUACUUACAAUGAUAAGAAGAAGAAGCUGAGGAAUCCCACUUAUAAUCAGCUUACAGGUCCUUACCAUGAACCUUUCUGCUUGGACAUUUUUAUAUCAAAUGCUUCUGUUCGUGCCUGCAUUGUUCAUCGUGCCACUAGUAAGGUUGUGGUUGUGGCACAUUCAAUAUCCAAGGAUAUGAAGUUUGAUUUGGCUUCAACUAGAAAUUCAGCAGCUUGCUCUGCUGUAGGGUCAGUUCUUGCUCAGAGAGCUUUGGCUGAUGAUAUACAUGAUGUAGUUUAUACACCAAGGAAAGGAGACAAGUUGGAAGGAAAGCUUGGACUUGUGCUUCAGUCAAUCAUUGAUAAUGGGAUUAAUGUAAAGGUGAAAAUUAAGCAAAGGAACCCCAGGAAAUUGGGUCCUCCCAUCUAUAACUUCAGAUCUUAAGAAAAAGAAAAGGUAAAGAUUUAACAAAUACAUGUUUGUAUUAGAAAUAAUUUGCUUUCGUUUUGGUACACCGUCAAUCGAACUUAGCUAGUUAGAUCUCUUCCAUGUAAUAUUUCUUAAUUAUAUUAUAAAUUUGUUUUAGUGUCAUCAUGUAUAAUGACCUCACACAACAACAUGAUAAAUUUCGAAAAUGUCAUCAAAAAUUGAUACUUGUUAUUACAUAUCAAAUACCCAACUUGAACAAUCUAAGCCAGCCCAAUUUAAAUAAACACCAUCAAAACUACUAAACAACCCAAGAACCCAGUUUUAGUCAUUAGCAGUAGCUAGUUGAAGAGAAAGCAGCUCCUCCUCCGGUAUGAGCCUAAUAUGACAAUCCGACGUGGGAUAAGCGGCGCACAACAAUGCGUAGCCGCGGUCCACCACAUCGUCACUCAGCAUACCUUCACUCUGAUCAACCGAACCGCUCAAGAGCUUAGCAGGGCAGGUCAUGCACACACCGAGCUUGCAGUCAUGAGGCACUGAAAGGCCCGAGUCCAAGGCCUUGGAGAGUAUGGUCUCGUCCGGGUCAACCUCCAGCUCGGUCGACUGGUUAUCGUGCUCGACCACCACUUUGUAGGAUCGUACGGUCAAGGAUGAGCGACGCUGUGAGGUUGGAGUGAGUCUCCGCCGUAGAUGCAGCUCAAAGCCGGAAGUGAUGGGUUUGUUGGGGUGCCUUUGUCUCGGCGGAAGAAGGGAAGGAGAUGGAGUGAAGUGAAGGGUGGCCAUGGUAGGAACUGAAUUGAGUCCUUUUCUUUGGUGAGAGCUAUGUUUC